Messenger RNA from Prunus armeniaca (apricot), 249 nucleotides. The record is from the annotation of a GenBank genome assembly. NCBI's taxonomy places the organism in Eukaryota, Viridiplantae, Streptophyta, Magnoliopsida, Rosales, Rosaceae.
AUGGCUCCUCAGUACAUUGCAAGUUUUGAUAAGAAUGAUACAACAACUAUCAUAAGAACCUCUCUUAAGGAGGUCCUAAAAUGGAGUUUUUUGAGACAUAAUGGAACAAGUACUGGAAUAGGUGCUGGAACAAGUGUUCCAGCAUAUGGUACUUGUUUGGAUGAGCUUCCGGCAGCUCUGGAAAGAGUUGGAGAUGGUGCAUUGAUGUUGUACAGGGUUGGCAUGAGAGACUUGUGGCGUGGGAGCUAA